CGCUUCAGUGACGCCCGGGCUGCGCAUCCUUUUGGUGCGCGGUUUGUGCGCGAAGCUGCAGAGUGAGGUUGGCGGUCUGAAAAGAAGAAAAGACUCAGGUCUGAAGCUGGCACUUGACGUGAUUGUAAAGAUACAACUGCAAAGAUGGACUCUGGAAAUAUGCAAGUAAAGGUUCUCAACAAGCGAGCUUCGGGUCAAGCAUUUGAGGUGAUCCUGACACCCACGAGCCCAGAAGCCAAAGACUUCCCUUUGUCUCCUCUGAGGAAAAAAGCAACAUCACUUGAUGAAAUCCAGAAAAAACUCGAGGCUGCAGAAGAGAGACGCAAGAGUCAGCAAGCUGAGGUACUAAAACAUUUGGCUGAAAAACGUGAACAUGAAAAGGAGGUGAUCCAGAAAGCCAUCGAAGAAAGCUGCAACUUUAGCAAGAUGGCACAGGAAAAACUUGUUCAGAAAAUGGAGGCCAACAAGGAGAACCGCAAUGCACAGAUGGCUGCUCUCAAUGAGAAAUUUAAGGAGAAGGAUAAAAAGCUCGAGGAGGUCAGAAAAAACAAAGAGGCAAUCAAAGAAAAGGAGAAUUAACUUUUACAUUUUGGUUCAUUCAUGCCAUUUCCAAAGAUCUGUGUUUAUUUUUUAUCAAUGUUAUUUUCAGUACUGCUUACAUUAUGCUGUUACUGUAGUUACUGUAGUUACUGUAUGUGUUGUAGAUUUAGUGUGACAAGACAUCUCUUCCAAGUAGACUUUGGCAGCUUUUUCACUGUAUUUGAUUAAACUACUUAAGAGGGCUUUUUUUCUAAAUAAACUAUUUUGUUUAAAUGGUGCUGUCGGUUUGAUUUGCUGUACAAUCAAUAAUUUUCUAUUAAAAUUUCAGAAAAAUA
Boleophthalmus pectinirostris (great blue-spotted mudskipper) is the source of this 875-nucleotide messenger RNA. RefSeq names its product stathmin-like. Bases 145 to 579 code for a protein of 144 amino acids. Gene Ontology annotation, biological process: regulation of microtubule polymerization or depolymerization; neuron projection development; microtubule depolymerization. Gene Ontology annotation, cellular component: cytoplasm; neuron projection. Gene Ontology annotation, molecular function: tubulin binding. The transcript is spliced from 5 exons. Lineage: Eukaryota; Metazoa; Chordata; Actinopteri; Gobiiformes; Gobiidae. The record is from RefSeq and is a predicted model, not a curated record.